GUCUGUUCUGUCUAACGUUUUAGAACCAUUAAAUAUUUGAAAAUAUGUUUUCUCCAUACUCAAUACUCUCAGCUUUUUAAAGUACAGAAUGGUACGGUUGAGGUUCGUAAGCAGCGUGGUGGACAGGGCUGGAGCAUAAAUCAAUAACGGAUUUAUCAGAGGGCAGUGAGUUCAGAGGAACCUAGAAAGAUCUGGUGCACGUAGGCCUUUUCCAGAAAUAGAGGAUGCAGCAGCAACCCGAGCCUCUGGACAAUUGGCUCUACAGCGUAACACCCCAGGGGAUAGGCCAGGCUGGUUCUGAAUCCAGUGUCCCUCACUGUCUGACUUCAUUCAUCCCUGAACCGCCAAAGCAGUCCUCUUGGCUUUUGCUGCUGACGAGCACCAUAAAGAUGAAGCUUUUGCAGGCAGUGCUAAAACUGUAUUUAGAUGAAUCACAGCUGGUUAACCAGCUAACCAGUCCUUCUUUGAUUUUAGUUUGGCUUAGGGUUCCUUCCAACACUCAGUGUCUUGUCUCCUCUCUCCACCGCGUACAGACUUCUGAAUGGGACUCUGAAUGCCUUACCUCCCUGCAGCCCCUUCCUCUUCCCACGCCCCCGGCAGCAAACGAGGCCCACCUGCAGACGGCAGCCAUCUCCCUGUGGACCGUGGUGGCAGCCGUGCAGGCCAUUGAGAGAAAGGUGGAGGUCCACAGCCGGCGCCUCCUGCACCUGGAAGGACGGACGGGGACGGCGGAGAAGAAGCUGGCCAGCUGUGAAAAGACAGUGGCUGAUCUCGGGAACCAGCUGGAGGGCAAGUGGGCCGUGCUGGGGACCCUGCUGCAGGAGUACGGGCUGCUGCAGAGGCGGCUGGAGAACUUGGAGAACCUGCUGAGAAACCGAAACUUCUGGAUCCUGCGACUGCCGCCGGGGAUCAAAGGGGAUAUCCCAAAGGUGCCUGUGACAUUUGAUGAUAUCUCCAUCUACUUUUCCACUCCAGAGUGGGAAAAAUUAGAAGAAUGGCAAAAAGAGCUUUACAAGAAUAUCAUGAAGGGCAACUACGAGUCUCUCAUCUCCAUGGAUUAUGCCAUGAAUCAACCUGAUGUCUUAUCUCAGAUUCAGCCAGAAGGAGAGCAUAACACAGAGGAGCAGGCAGGACCAGAGGAGAGUGAGAUUCCCACAGACCCCAGUGAAGAGCCUGGCAUUUCAACAUCAGAUAUUCUGUCUUGGAUCAAACAAGAGGAAGAACCCCAGGUUGGGGCCCACAGGAGGCUAAGGAGAGCGACCCGCACAAGGGUGCCUAUUGCCGAUGAGGAGCUUGUCAUCAAAGCUGAAGGCCUUGCCCGAGCCUCCCUGUGCCCCGAGGUUCCCGUCACCUUCUCUUCUCCACCACCGGCAGCGAAGGACGCUUUUUCCGAUGUGGCUUUCAAAAGCCAGCCGUCUGCGUCCUUGGCACCUUUUGGACGUCCAGCCGCCGACCUGGCCGAAGCCUCUGAGGGACAAGUGACUUUCACGCAGUUGGGCAGCUACCCCCUGCCGCCUCCGGCCGGGGAACAGGUAUUUUCAUGUCACCACUGUGGCAAGAGCCUCAGCCAAGACAUGUUGCUGACCCACCAGUGUAGCCACACAGGUGAGCACCCCUUGGCCUGUGCCCAGUGCCCUAAGCACUUUCCCCCACAGGCCGACCUCAUCAGCAGCUCCCAGCCCACGCCAGUGAACGCCCCCACCUGCCCGCACUGCGCCAGAACUUUCACUCACCCGUCAAUACUCAUACACCUUCGGGUCCAUAACAGCACCGAGCGCCCCUUCCCCUGUCCGACCUGCCCCAAGCGCUUCGCGGACCAGGCCCGGCUCACCAGCCACCGGCGAGCGCACGCGAGCGAGAGGCCCUUCCGCUGCGCGCAGUGCGGCCGGAGCUUCAGCCUGAAAAUCAGCCUCCUGCUGCACAGCCGGGGGCACGCGCAGGAGCGGCCUUUCUCCUGCCCCCAGUGCGGCAUUGACUUCAAUGGCCACUCGGCCCUGAUUCGCCACCAGAUGAUCCACACGGGCGAGCGCCCUUACCCUGCACUGACUGCAGUAAGAGCUUCAAUGCGCAAGGAGCACCUGCUGAACCACCGGCGGCUGCACACGGGCGAGCGGCCCUUCAGCUGGCACUGCGGCAAGAGCUUCAUUCCGCAGCACCACCUCAUGAAGCACCAGCGCAUCCACACGGGCGAGCGGCCCUACCCCUGCGCCUACUGCGGCAGGAGCUUCCGCUACAAGCAGACGCUCAAGGACCACCUGCGCUCGGGCCACAGCGGGGGCUGUGCGGGCGCCAGCGACCCCCUCUGACAGCCGCCCGACCCCCCGGGGCCGCUCCUAACUGGGCUGGAGACUUCUGGCCUGGGCGUUAACACCGAAGGUCUAGAGACCAGUCAGUGGUACGGGGAAGGGAGCGGAGGGGGAGUUUUGUAAAUCUCGCUCCUUUCGCGGUUCUCCGUGCCCGCUGGCCCCUGGGCCCUCCGCGGUGAUCGCCGUGUGGCACGUCCGUGAGUUUGGGAUCUUACACACUUGACUACAGACACGCCGGAAUUUGGAACUUGACAACAUUACAAGAACACCACACUUUGAAACCCAGAAAGACCUGGAAAGGGACCCAGCAUCCCGAUCGUUUCAAAAGUAUUACCUAAGCAGAAGUUGUAUAAGAAUGUUAGGUACGAAUGUUGCAGAGAGUUAGGAAGCAAGAUUUGUCCUCUGGUAAUCCAUCACAGGGUCGUAAGGUAAUAAUGAUUGUGGCUCUAGGUAGGAAGGAGCCUCCCAAGUUCGAAGAGCCCAUCCUGAGGCAUGAGAAUGUCUCACCGAACCUCUGGUUAAUUCCUUGAUGGUGAGAUGGUGUUAGGAGGGAGUGCUGGAGCCUGGGUCGCGUGCGCCCCUUCCUGAUACCAGCUAAAACCUGCUCCUGUGCUGAUGUACUGCCUCUCCCGAGAUGAGAAUUCAAGACUGCCUUCCUAGGUUUCCUAGAUUAAUUCUUCUAAUACGUUUGUUUAAUAUCGGGGGAAGCAAGAAGCCUGACUUUAAAAAGCUUCUUAAGGAGAACAGUUUCCUAACUUGAAUAGUUUGAUUUGAAGAGUUCAGGCUCUUACUGGCAUUUAACCUGCUAGGAGCCUUUGUGGAGGUCCUGGUUAAAAAAGCGGGAGCAGUGUCCUUAGCCCCAGCUUUAAAAUCUAGAGAGCCCAGAGAAAUGACAGAACAGCCUGAAAUUUGUGCCUGAACCAUGACAUAAAAAUUUAUGUCAGAUUUUCCUUAUUUCCAGCUAAUAAGCUGGUUUUUCGUUCCUGCGUCUCAUCUUCUUGACAGUCAUCAGCAGAAAAGAUCACGGCGCUUUCCAGAAGCGUUACGGAGUUUCAGAAGUGCCCGGGCUCUCAGCUUUUCCUUUCCUCAGUAGUGAGAUGAUGGUGCUCUCCUCAGCUUUCUUGAGUUACCCGUGUCUGCGUGCCCCUUCCGCGCUCUCCCUUGGCAGUGGGCAGACUGAAGGGCUUUGUGGGUCCCUGAGCACCAAGCAGCCAGUACAGACAAGGGACAGCCCCUUCUUGCCUGUUCUGCUUUAGGGACCUUGGCUCCCAUGUGCUCGGAUCAUUCAGUCAGAGGAGGGCAUCGGAGUGUGGUCCCUGCACUAAUGGCUUUGCAGUGGGACAUAAGUCCCUUUCCCUGUACAGACUGCAAAUUUUCAUCUGCAAAUGGUGAGGCUGGUGGAAGGAAAAAAAAGUGAAAAUUAACAAAAGAAAUUAAAAAAACUCGUGGUUCAUUUCUUCUGCCAAAUUCCUAUCCUAACUCUGGCUUCUCUCCAGGUGAAGCCAAAUAAGACCCCUCCAAUCCAAGCAGAGACGUUCUUGUUGAAACUUGACCAAACUCGAUUUAUUUUAUUCCGGCUGGGAGCCUGAGGUGGGAGAGACUGCCCUAAGUCUUGGGCUGUAACGCUGUUGAUUCCUACCCUCUCUUGUUUCCCCUGAAUCUUUCUCAGAUGCACUGGAAACAAGGUCUGCAAGUACUUAGACAGUUUUCUUGAUGAAAUGAUAAGGGAGGCACCCAUUUUUUCCCUUAUCACCCUAGCCCAGCCUUCACCCACCUAUCUAUGCAUAAACACACUAGGAAAAAGGUUUUGCCCUGGCUAGCUUUGCUCCUGGGAAGGCUCUGUCUGAACAUGCUGCCCUUAGAGGACAAUUGCAUUUAUGAAACAUCUGCUCUUGGCAUUCACAAUACCAGGGGAUCACGGAGACCUAAGAAUGAGUGUGGACCUGAUUCCCUGCCAUAACUUAUAGUCUGAAGGCAAUGAGAAAAUCCAGUGUAGAACAAACCAGGACAACUGAUGAAAAGAACCCAGCAUAUUGGGAUUAGUGCUUUCUAGUUAGAAUCUAGACCAAUACUAUAGGUAAAUGUAGGGGCUCUGGGGCUCCCAAAGCCAGGGUUCCAGCUUCACUGGUGACCUACUAGGAACUUGUUGUGAGAUCCAGCUCUGGUUGAACCUUGUCUCCUCAUUAAAGGGGACAAGAAUCAAAGCACAUACCUUAGGUGGUGAGUUCCCUUUCUGGAAGAUUUGAAUAUUUGCCUGGGUGUGCUAGAAAGGGAUCCCUACAUUAGGUGUGGUGCUGGUCUAGAUAACGUCAAAACUCUCUACUCAAAGAUUUAACGAGGGUACAGAGCUUGUUAAUGAGAGAGACCUGUGGGUUAAAAUGCUACAUAUACAUCCCACAUCUUUUCUGCAAGGAACUGUAGUCAGCAGGGACCCACACUCUGGCAAGAAGUUGAACAACGGUUCAGAUAUCAAUGAGGUGGUUCAAAUGCCAUGGCAAUAGCCAUGAAGCUGAAUGACAGGGAAUGGGCAGGGCCAUGCCAGAAAGAUGGAAGUCCGUGUUCUAAUCCUCAGCCCCAUACACACCAGGGGUUUUCGAUUGUGCGUUCUGGUCUCCUUUCCCUGCAACCGAUCCUCUAACAGGUAGAACUCCGGGCCAGCUCUAGAGUUUGUUUGCUUAAGAUUCCUGAGCGGAUGCAUAAAUGUAUCGGUGGAAAACUUAAGUUCCAACAGAAAGGUUUCAGAGUGUGGAGAAACUUGGUCCAUCGAGGGCUCUUGAGAGAAACCAUUUAACUGCAGUUGAAGUAGCUGAGGAUUGGUUGUCAUGACCAGCAAGAUAGGAAAAGACGAGAACCCAGAAAUGUGCUCUCCGUCAGUCUUGCCCCUGGGCUAAGAGGUCUGUCACGUACAAUAGGCAUAUCCCCUUGGAGUAGAUCCAGAUAUUGACUCUAACCAGAUUCACUCUUGCUUGCCAAGUUUUUCAUCGUCAACCAUUAGAUGAGCCUCUGUUUCAGCCACAGGUGUGAAAAUAAAUGGAAGUUGAUUGCUUGUCUAGAAAGUGAAAGAAGACUCUGGUCCUUUCUGCUGGAUAUUUAAUAUUGGAAACACGGUAGCUGGGCUCUGGCUAGAGCAGUGCUUUACGUAAACAAGACUGCAAGGUUCCAGUGGGAGACUGCUGGGCUGCUUUUUGGAGCGUUUUGGAAAGACUUGGGUGACCAUGCCCAUCUCAACCAGGAUGAGAUCGGAUGGCUGCUUACUGGGGAAUAACAAACGUCCACUGUCUCAGUCCGCAAAAACUUUGUUGAUAAUAAAGGACCCGGGUUCCUUUAUUCAUAACAAAUGGGACGGAGAACCCAGUUUCUGCUCAGGUUUUCUCCGAGGAGAGUCAGAACGCCCUGGUCCUUCCCCCCCACCUUCCACCCCAUAUUGAAGCUUCUUAGACAACAAAAAGCUGUCUGAGGGCUGCUCAAUAGCAAUGAGUCAAAGCAAGUCUUUCCCCAAAUGGCUCUUAUAGAUGAGGAACUCUGUUAUCAUCAGAUAGGUUUCUUCUGUGUGUUUGGUGGAUGCUUUCACCCUGUUCCGUUAACUCUACAAACUCACAGGGUCUAUACAUAGGACAUCCUUUGAGUAGGGAAGUACCAGGUUCUUUAAGCAAAAACCUCAAGUUAGGUCAAACUGGCAGGGAGGGGAGGAGGGGAGGGGGACGUGCACAGCGCCUUAACUGAAGGACACACGUGGGUUAGUAGAGCUUAAUGGGCACAGACUCUGAGUCAGACCUGUAUUCAAGUCCUAGCAUCAUCAGAAAUAUCAUAACAUAUGCUAUGUAACCAUCAUGAGCCUAGUUUCCUUAUCUGUAAAAUGGAAUGACAUCUAGGUCUCAAGAGGGUUUGGGGCUUAGAGGAAAAGGAAGCCUGUGUGAAGUGCUUAGCUCAGAGCCUGCCAACACAGGGGUCAGUAUGGAAACUAUCCAGAAAGGUUACGGGACCGACUGGAGAGACGAUCCUAAGUCUGGGCUGCUCUACAGAAGCAUUUAAUUGCCUGAUGUCUCAGCUUUUUGACUGCUGUCUUUUGCUUCUGUUUAACCUGUUCUUGUAUUCUGUCUUUCCUGUACCUCCUGGUUCCCACAGGUUUCUGUGUACCUUGACCCCACGUGGCUCUGAUUCUUUUGUUUUUCCUUCAGAUUCUAAAGCCUGCGAUGUGGCCCAGCUCCCCUUUCUAUACCAGGUCACAAAGGUUUCCAGCCAACCCUUGGAUUGGCUGCCCUUGGGCUGCACGCUCAUCUUGGUUCAGUCAGCUGUGGUCAGGAGGAAACGUCCUGUGCUUCCUGCACCAGGGUCUGUGGCCCUGGGAAUGGGCAAACGGUGGCACAGGGUUGUAUUUCUGGCACCACCAGGACAGGGGACAGUCUCUGUUUCAAAGACGUCUACUUCAUUAGGACUUUAAGAGACCAGAGCUUAUUGUCCCUACCAUAAGGGAACUAGAAGGUACUAUUUAUGUAUCUUGCAACAUGAGCAAUCUCUUACCUUCUAAGGUGUUAACUCCUCCCUUUCUGGCCCCGCUCUAGUUUCUUUUCAAAUGUGUAACUCUUGCCAUGAUCCUAUAUAUACGCAUACACAAUGACUUCUGUCAGCUAGGUCAUGUUGUCUCUCCAAAACAAAAAAGUAUUUCACCCCUAGGGCCAAUCAACCACUAAAGGAGGCAGAGAGAUACGGCCCAAUCAGAGAAGCCUCAGAAGCAGUGUGCUGCAAUGCUCUCAAAAACUGCCAGGUACAUUUGAAAUAUUUGAUAAAGUCUCAUUGAGCUAUGUGGCUUUAAUGGCAAAGCCAUUAUUUACUGUAAAAUCUUGAAACUGGUCUAAAAAGUGAGCUACUAACCAAGAACACAGGCCAUAUCCUGUUUUGUAUCCCUCACGGGCCACGUGCUGAUAGGGACAUGGGUGUUCAGUGCAUAAUCAUCCAGUGGAAAGACCACCUGAGCAGGAGUUAAAAACGGGAUUCUGGCCUAGCUGAACACUGUUUACUUGAUAGGGAGCAAGCCACUUAAUUUGUAGGUCUCAUCUUCCUAAUUCUAAUAUGCAGACAGAACACGAUGGUUCUUCCAACUCCAAAAUCGUGGAAUUUAAACAUUUUACAUCUGGGUCCUGUUUUCCUUGUCUGGUUUCUCCCCAGAUUUUGCCCUGUUGAGAGAUUGCAUCUGACACAGUAGAAUAAAACACCUUGGAGAGGUAUGCAUUCGUAGACUCCUAUUCUAACCGUAUUAUAAUUACUCCAAAGCCAUACAAACUGACAAAAUUCCAGCAAAACUAUAACAUUUUGUUUUAAAUACACAGUACACAUUCGACUGCAUUUUACUUAAAGCACAGGAAGACAAAAAGAAGGCGUACCAAAAUAACAAUGAUGGAUCUAGGGUGCUGGGGCCAUUCAGUGGUUCUUUUUGGAAAGUGGGUUCUUCCUCCCCAUGUUUGUAAUGUAAAAUACUUUAUGUCCAGCAUCUAUAAUGCUUUUAUAAGAAUAAGGCUUAUCGUAAUGAAAAAGUUCUUGGAAAGGAAGUCAGGAGGCCAGAGUUUGAAUCUCAUUUUGCUUUUCUCAUUCCUAGUAUGAGGAUAAUGCCCACUUUACUAACUUUACAUAGGUCACUCAAAUGAGGAAAGGUCUUUGAAAGCACUUUGAAACAUACUGCAGGCCUAAGAAAGUGUUGACAUCGAUGCAGAAUUACUUGUUGACCAGUUAAACAAUUUCCUGGAUGUUGUUGGUGCAUCUUUUCGUUCAAGGCCAGGCAGCGGUUGUUUCUUCGCUUCCAGUCUGCCUGCCUGCGCUGGGGAGAAGCUGGCCCGAGACGGCAAUUUGGGAAGCAGUGGGAAGAACGGUAUGUGUGAGCAGAGACUGAAAACAAAGCUUGGUGCAGAAAGUGUCAGACCUAUCUAUAUAAUGCGUUCACUUCUACCAGCAACUUAUGCCAGAUAACCAGCUUUAUGUAUAUGAGGAAUUGUAACAAAUUAGAAAGGCGAGCACAUUACUGGAGAGACCGGGCUACACAGGCUGAAUUCAAAAUCCAGGAAGUACAGAAAGCAGUCUACACACGGCAGUUCUUGGCGUUGAAUUGUAGUUGUAAAAAAAUUGUGUAAGGAAAACAAUAUCUACAAGCCAAGCUCACUGAGUAAACAGCAGGAUAAAAACAA
This is a messenger RNA of Lynx canadensis (Canada lynx), 8482 nucleotides long. It is a transcript of the gene ZNF398, whose product is annotated as zinc finger protein 398. NCBI's taxonomy places the organism in Eukaryota, Metazoa, Chordata, Mammalia, Carnivora, Felidae. The record is from RefSeq and is a predicted model, not a curated record. Gene Ontology annotation, biological process: regulation of cytokine production; negative regulation of transcription by RNA polymerase II; regulation of immune system process.